AUGAUGCUCUCCAGAUCGAGUGCUCGAGUGCCCUGUCGAGCAUCAAGACUUCAACCUAGUCCAUGUGUCCGCGUGUCCGUCGGCAGUCGAUUCCACACGCACUUGGUCACCUCUCGAUUCGGUCGAUCAACAAGACAAGCCACCGCCGCGACCACCCAGCAAAGUUGGGUUUGCAAUGCCUCUUCCCUUGACCGUGUGCAAACGGCGUCGAGGGUUCCAACAUUUACAUCCACGAGACACGAGCGGUAUUCCACGUCCACGGUGCCGGCACCUGCCGACGCGACCGGCCAGAACCCCAUCAAUCCUGCGACACACUAUAUCCCCCCGCAGACCGGCCUGAUCGCCUCGCUACCCAAGUCGUGGAUCCCAUAUGCCGAAUUGAUCCGCCUGGAUAAACCGACAGGCACCUACUAUCUUUUCUUCCCAACCCUUUUCUCCACUCUGCUGGCGGCUCCAAUGGCAGCGGAGGCCAUCACCCCGCUACAAGUACUGGGCACAUCGGGUCUGUUCUUUGCUGGAGCUCUCAUCAUGCGCGGUGCAGGAUGCGCCAUCAAUGAUCUCUGGGAUCGAAAUCUCGAUCCUCAUGUUGAGCGCACCAAGUUUCGACCCAUCGCACGGCGGGCGCUGUCCCCGCGAAACGCAGUCCUCUUCACAGGGACUCAAUUACUCGCCGGCCUGGGUAUUCUGUUGCAAUUCCCUUCGCAAUGUCUCUGGUACGGGAUCCCCAGUCUGCCGUUGGUGGUCGCUUAUCCGCUCGCAAAGCGUGUGACCCAUUACCCUCAGGCCGUGUUGGGUCUGGCCUUUUCCUGGGGUGCGAUCAUGGGGUUUCCAGCGCUGGGAGUGGAUUUGCUUGCGAACCAGGAUGCGUUGAUGGCGGCGAGUGCUCUGUACACGAGUUGCAUUGCGUGGACAAUUUUAUAUGACAUGAUCUAUGCCCACAUGGACAUCAAGGAUGAUGUUGCCGCAGGGAUCAAGUCCAUUGCGCUGCGCCACGAGCAUAAUACCAAGGCGGUUUUGACCGGGUUGGCAACGGCUCAAGUUGGUCUACUGGCUGCGGCGGGUGUGGCCGCGGGUUGUGGUCCGGUAUUCUUCGUGGGGAGCUGUGGAAGUGCGGUUGCCACGUUGGGACUGAUGAUUUGGAAAGUUCAGCUGAAGAGCGUUCCUAAUUGUUGGUGGUGGUUUAAAAAUGGAUGCCUCUUGACUGGCGGGGGCAUUAGUCUAGGAUUGAUGGGUGAGUAUCUGGCGCAAUACUAUGGAUUGUAUGAGAAGGAGGAGCACUCGGAUAAAGUGGUUGUAUGA
Penicillium diatomitis is the source of this 1299-nucleotide messenger RNA. Its product is annotated as putative para-hydroxybenzoate-polyprenyltransferase Coq2. The coding region runs from base 1 to 1299 and encodes 432 amino acids. NCBI's taxonomy places the organism in Eukaryota, Fungi, Ascomycota, Eurotiomycetes, Eurotiales, Aspergillaceae. Gene Ontology annotation, cellular component: mitochondrial inner membrane. Gene Ontology annotation, biological process: ubiquinone biosynthetic process. The transcript has a single exon. The record is from RefSeq and is a predicted model, not a curated record. Gene Ontology annotation, molecular function: 4-hydroxybenzoate polyprenyltransferase activity.